AUGCCAUACAUGCGCCAUCGCCACAAAAGUGGAUAUGCCACACAAGCAAAUGGUAUUCACUUGAAAUUCCACAUGUUCAAUAGCUGUGCCACUAAGGCUCAUCACAGAAAACAUCAAACCAAUCAAAUCAAAUCUGCUCUUCCCCAACACAUCCUGGCCUCUUUUCGUUCUUCUUCCUCAGAUGACGGUGGCUCCUCCUCCACCCAAAGCUUUCUUCCCUCUCAUUCUUCUCCUCAUCUCCUGAACUACCUUCGUUCUCAUAUUCUUCUUCAUCAUCACCAUCACCAAGAAAAGGGACGGCAACAUGGUGAUGAUGGAGAGGAAACAAUCUCUGCUUCUUCUCAACAGACGAAGGGCUUCGCCAUUGCGAGUUCCGAUCCUUGCCGCUGCCCCCGUUGCCUUCCCCUCUUCUCUUGUCUUCGUGACGAUGCGUCUUCGGCUCCUGCUACUGGAAAUUCAGUAAUUUCUGAUCAUUUUGGUUUGGCGUCCAUCUCAGGAGGAGGAGAAGAGGUGGCCGAGGAACGCAAGGAUAAAAUUUCACCCGAAGAACCACAGGUUAUGCAAACCCCUCAGCAGGUCUCUUCUUCCCCAUCUCAUGAUGCCACUCAAUCCUUUGCAUAUAGUGGAAGACGGUUAGGCACGUGGAUUGAAGGUCAUGAUGACAUUUUUACCAAGAGAAGGAAAGUUAACCACGAAAAAACUCUCAACACAGAUCAAUAUGGUUAUGGAAUAUCAGGGUAUUAUAACCGCAUCCUACAAACACCGUCUAAUGUGAGAGAGCCAUCAGACACUCUUCGUACUCGUCCUCCCAAGGUUAAUCAGGAGGAAAUCAUGGCUUCUUCACUUAUGUGGCUCAGGCAUUGGCACUGCGACAUUUUGAGUUCCCUACAAUGCAAAGGAAAGAGAGGGCCAAACAACUGAAAUCUGAUCAAUGAGAAAUCGCUAGAAACCAAUCUCUAUGUUGCCUUCAAAAGUUGAUACUGCCAUCAAUUGGUGCUAUCUAGCAUAUCUCAUAAGUUGAUUUGCUUACUGAGAUAUUCUGGAAGUAUGAGGUCUUGAGAGCACAGAGAGGUUCGUGAUAUUGUAGCUUCUAUUUACUUUAUGGAUAUCAGAAAAACCUCCCGUAGUAUGUAAGAAAUUACUCUCUUAUGAGUUUUACGUACAUGGUCAUUAGUCUAUGUUGAAAGC
Amborella trichopoda is the source of this 1188-nucleotide messenger RNA. The record is from RefSeq and is a predicted model, not a curated record. Lineage: Eukaryota; Viridiplantae; Streptophyta; Magnoliopsida; Amborellales; Amborellaceae.